This is a messenger RNA of Gekko japonicus, 747 nucleotides long. RefSeq names its product spermatogenesis associated 25 (gene SPATA25). Gene Ontology annotation, biological process: spermatogenesis. The transcript is spliced from 2 exons. The coding region runs from base 1 to 747 and encodes 248 amino acids. The record is from RefSeq and is a predicted model, not a curated record. NCBI's taxonomy places the organism in Eukaryota, Metazoa, Chordata, Lepidosauria, Squamata, Gekkonidae.
AUGGGGGGCGCGAAAGGGGAGCGCAAGGCCACCUUGCCUUCCCCCUCCGCCUGGGGUCGGCUUUUAGAGCUCAAGCUGGCACCCGGCGGCCCGCCCAGACUGUCCGCUGCUGCCCCCUCGGCUGGGGGGGUCUCUGCUCCGGGGCUGUUCAGGAGGAAGCCGCCAGCCGGGAGGGGGCCUCCCCCCCAGGGGAGCACCGCCCCGCUGCUUCCCGAGCCGGACCUCCAGCCGCCUUGCAGGGGGGUCUGCCUGUCUCCCGGCGCCCCCCACCAGGGGGUCCCGCGGGGGUCCUCCAGGAGGCCCCCCCACCUGGGUCCCGCUGGGCAGGCAGGCAGGGGCUGCCUGUGCCUCCCCCCGGCAGCGCCGCACCCUCUCGGCCAGCAGGUGAAGGACAACGCCAGCCCCAGGGGAGACCCCCCGCUGGCCCGGUGGUGGGGCUUCCUGCCCAGCGGCCUCGUCUGGAUGUCGGCGCCACUCGACCCCGAGGGAGGGGCUUCGCCGCCGGCGCUCUGCCCGCCCCCCAACAUCUGCAUCCUGACGCUGGCCAUGAUGAUCGCCGGCAUCCCCACGGUGCCGGUGCCGGGCGUGCGCGAGGAGGACCUGAUCCUGGCCGCCCGGGACUUCAUGGCGGGGAGCCCGCGGCCUAGCCAAGUGGCCUCCCGGUGGCCUUUCCGGCAAGGGAGACCAGCAGCAGCAGCAGCGGAGGCCGGCGGCAGAAGCCUCUUCCUAGCCCAGCUGGAGAAGUGA